AUGGCCAAUAGAGGACCAAGCUAUGGCUUAAGCCGAGAAGUUCAAGAAAAGAUUGAACAGAAAUAUGAUCUAGAACUGGAAAGUCGUUUAGUGGAUUGGAUUAUUGUACAAUGUGGUGAAAAUAUAGAGCAUCCCCCUCCUGGCAAACAACAUUUUCAGAAAUGGCUAAUGGACGGAAUACUGCUCUGCAAGUUAAUAAACAAUCUUCAUCCCAAGGGAAAAGAACCUAUUGCAAGGAUCUCAGAAUCAAAGAUGGCUUUCAAACAAAUGGAACAAAUUUCUCAGUUCUUGAAAGCUGCAGAAAUCUAUGGAGUACGAACAACAGAUAUCUUCCAGACAGUAGAUUUAUGGGAAGGAAAAGACAUGGCUGCCGUGCAAAGGACUCUAAUGGCUUUAGGCAGUGAAGCUGUUACAAGGGACGAUGGAUGUUACAAAGGGGAUCCCGCCUGGUUUCACAAGAAAGCACAGAAGAACCAGCGAGGAUUUUCUGAAGAGCAGCUUCGCCAAGGACAGAAUGUCAUCGGUCUUCAAAUGGGAAGUAACAAGGGAGCAUCCCAGUCAGGGAUGACAGGAUACGGAAUGCCAAGACAGAUCAUAUAGUUUAAACCACCUUUAAACUCUCACUUACCCACUUGGUAGCAUGGCCUGACUGAAAAACACAUAGCUAGUUAAUGUUCAUGCUGAGAUCUGCUUCUAGGUUUUCUCUCUAAGAUUAUGUGUGUGUGUAUGCAUAUGUAUACACGCACACACAUACACACAGUCUUUCAACUGAAACUGUGGAUCUGUGUGUUUGUUGCGUGUUAGUUCACAUAGCACGCUGACACCUAUAUGAUGUUCAUUUUUGAACUAUGCAAAGACUAUUUUUCUGUAUUUAUUUGCAAUUUGUUAUUUUCUGUACUCUUGUCUUAUUGAACUGCCUAUAACUUCUCAGUCCUUUUCUUCU
Molecule: messenger RNA, 943 nt
Organism: Protobothrops mucrosquamatus (brown spotted pit viper)
Lineage: Eukaryota; Metazoa; Chordata; Lepidosauria; Squamata; Viperidae
Gene: TAGLN3
Product: transgelin 3
Exons: 4
Coding region: 1-600 (199 amino acids)
Molecular function (GO): protein binding
Source: RefSeq, a predicted model, not a curated record